AUGGGCGGCAGCGAGAGUGUUGAACGACCGAGAGAAGGCGACCCAUGCUGCGGCGAGGCGCGAGAUGGAGACUUUCCUGUUUUAAAAGACAUGUCGUCGACAGCGCAGAUGGAGGAAGAAUUGGCCCUCGUUUCGGUGAACGAAUCGAAUUCAGCCACUUACGAUAUUCUCCUAAAAAUAAUGGCUCUUGGGGACACGGGCGUCGGUAAAAGCUGCUUUCUUGUACAGUAUGUUGAAGGGAGAUUUAUGAUGAAAUAUGUGACUACAGUUGGUGUCGACUUUUUUCUCCGAAAACUGACAUACGAACAUUCCGACUGGGAGAAAGAAAAGUCUAACCCGUGCUUUUUACGAGAUGGGAUGGGGUUUUUACUCCUCUUUGAUCUCACAAACAUCGAGAGCUUUAGGCAUACUGAAUCAUGGAUAGAGGAAAUAAGAGAAAAGACAAUUUGCGAAGAUCCAGAUAUUAUCCUCGUCGGGAAUAAAUCCGAUAUGGAAGAUAAACGCCAAGUGCCUCGUUCUGCCGCGAUCAGCCUCGCUGAAGCACACAAUAUUCCAUACAUCGAAACAUCCGCUGCGACGGGAGAAAAUGUCCAACUUGCUGUAAACUUACUUUUGCACAGAGUGAUGCAGAGGCUCAAAAAGUACAUGCGCGACAUCAGAUAUAACUACGAAGAAGAGGAGAUCAACCUGAACCAAGAAUCGUCCUCAUGCUCAUUGUGCUCAAAAACAACGACACAGUAA
Oikopleura dioica is the source of this 741-nucleotide messenger RNA. NCBI's taxonomy places the organism in Eukaryota, Metazoa, Chordata, Appendicularia, Copelata, Oikopleuridae. The record is from the annotation of a GenBank genome assembly.